This is a messenger RNA of Babesia ovata, 564 nucleotides long. Its product is annotated as positive regulator of sigma E, putative. The record is from RefSeq and is a predicted model, not a curated record. The transcript has 4 exons. NCBI's taxonomy places the organism in Eukaryota, Apicomplexa, Aconoidasida, Piroplasmida, Babesiidae. The coding region runs from base 1 to 564 and encodes 187 amino acids.
AUGUCUCAGGGAUUCGAGAAGCAACGGGCUCUUGGCUUCGCCGAAUUCCGAAGGUUUCUAGUGAACCUCUUAUCGAAAUGCUCGGAGGUUGUGAGACCAUCAAGUAAUUUGGCAAAGGACUCCUUGAGUGUUUGGGGCGGCCGUGUUGCCAGAGGCAGUAACGCCGAUUUUAGUCUUCAAGGUGGUAACAUCCUUAUUGAGUUUUUUGCCGAUAGCAGUGAAGGCCUUAAUGAGGGCUGCGAGAUUGGACGUAAUAUCGGAGGACAGAGAUUCAAGGGCUUCAGUGGUUGGCGUAAUGCUGAUCGCAGUGACGUGAGUGUCGAUACCGUCGAGAGCGCCGGUGAUAUCAUCCUUGAUCUUCAUGAGGCCGGGGAUGGAGGAAGGGACAGUGAUGGAGAAAGUAGAUGGACGUCCUCGGGAGUUUCUGACGCCGAUUUUUUUGGUAGGAUGCCGCGUUAUCUGGCUGCUGUCGAGUAUGUUGGCGAUGGCUGUGAGUUGGCCGGUGAUGGAUUGGAAGGGGGUUUGGAAGGUGUCUUGCUGCGGAACCUCACUAAGAGCUGCUAG